Octopus bimaculoides (California two-spot octopus) is the source of this 2203-nucleotide messenger RNA. Its product is annotated as general transcription and DNA repair factor IIH helicase subunit XPD. NCBI's taxonomy places the organism in Eukaryota, Metazoa, Mollusca, Cephalopoda, Octopoda, Octopodidae. Gene Ontology annotation, molecular function: ATP binding; DNA helicase activity; hydrolase activity, acting on acid anhydrides, in phosphorus-containing anhydrides. Gene Ontology annotation, cellular component: nucleus. Gene Ontology annotation, biological process: nucleotide-excision repair; transcription by RNA polymerase II; positive regulation of mitotic recombination. The record is from RefSeq and is a predicted model, not a curated record.
UUUACACGGGAUACACAUUUCGGUUUACACCGUAUCCGGUUGUUCCAUGUCGUUGUUAUUGUUUAAACCGGUUCUUUUAAGAAUCUAAGAAACUCCACACAAAACAAUGAGGCUAAACAUCGAUGGGUUGUUGGUUUACUUUCCAUUUGAUUACAUCUACCCUGAACAAUACCUUUAUAUGACCGAGUUGAAGAAAAGCCUUGAUGCUAAGGGCCAUUGUGCAUUGGAAAUGCCGUCAGGAACUGGCAAAACUGUAUCACUGCUCAGUCUCAUUACAGCUUAUAUGAGGUGCCACCCUUUAGAUGUCACAAAAUUAAUAUAUUGUUCCAGAACUGUUCCAGAAUUGGAGAAGGUGGUGGAAGAAUUAAAGGUUGUCAUGAAAUAUUAUGAAAAAGAGACAAACGAGAAACCAAAUAUUCUUGGCUUGGCCUUGUCUUCCAGGAAGAAUAUGUGCAUCAAUCAGGAGGUUCUCUCUCACCGAACUGGCAAAGUAAUUGAUAGUAAGUGUCUGGCAUUAACAGCAUCCUAUGUCCGUAAGCAACACAAAUACAAUGAGAAGAUUCCAAUCUGUGAGUUUUAUGAAGAAUUUGAUGCUCAUGGCAGAUCAACUCCUAUGGAACCAGGUGUAUAUAACUUGGAUGAUUUAAAAGAUUAUGGCCGAAAGAGAAAACGCUGUCCCUAUUUCUUUACAAGAUAUAUGAUCCAGCAAGCCAACGUCAUCAUCUACAGUUAUUAUUACCUUCUCGAUCCAAAAAUCGCAGCAAUUGUCUCCAAUGAAUUAAACAAGAACUCUGUAGUUGUCUUUGAUGAAGCACACAACAUUGAUAAUGUCUGUAUAGAGUCUAUGAGUGUGACAAUUAACCGACAAAUCCUGGACAGAUGUUCCAAUAGUAUUGAGAAGUUAAAGAGACAUGUAGAAAAAAUCCGAGAGAUAGAUGAAAACAAACUAAAAGAAGAAUACCACAAACUGGUGGAAGGUUUGAAGGAUGCAAGAAUUGCCAAAGAGACUGAUGUGAUCUUAUCCAAUCCAGUGGUUCCUACCGAAAUUCUUGAAGAAGCUGUGCCUGGAAACAUUCGGAAUGCAGAACAUUUCUUGGCUUUUAUGAAGCGUUUUGUGGAAUUCUUGAAAACCAGACUUCGUAUCCAGCAUGUCGUUUCCGAGAGUCCACCUUCCUUCCUCAAAGAUUGUUCUCAGAAAGUUUGUAUUGAAAGGAAACCUCUCAGAUUCUGCAGUGAACGUCUUCAGUCUUUGAUGAGAACUCUAGAACUGACCGACAUUGAUGACUUCUCCAGUCUGAACCUCAUAUCUAACUUUGCCACUCUGGUCAGUACUUAUGCUAAAGGUUUCAUAAUAAUCAUUGAACCAUUUGAUGACAGGACCUCGACAUACACUAACCCAGUGAUGCACUUCAACUGUAUGGAUGCCUCUAUCGCUAUUAAACCAGUCUUUGACAGAUUCCAGACAGUUGUUAUCACAUCAGGGACGUUGUCCCCUCUUGAGAUGUACCCCAGAAUCUUGGACUUCCAUCCAGUUAUAAUGGCAACAUUCUCUAUGACGUUAGCAAGGCCCUGUAUUCUUCCAAUUGUAAGUGUUCCAGUAUCUUCUUUCUAUUUCAUCAAACUAGAUUCAGCUGUCAUACGGAAUUACGGGAAUCUUUUGGUGGAUCUCUGCCGGAUUGUCCCUGACGGAAUUGUGGGUUUUUUUACCAGUUAUUCUUACAUGGAAACGAUUGUUGCUUCAUGGUAUGAAACGGGAAUUAUUGACAGUUUACAAAAGAACAAACUUUUAUUCAUUGAAACUCAGGAUGCAGCCGAGACCAGCCUGGCUUUGUUUAAUUACCAGAAGGCCUGUGAAAAUGGACGGGGUGCUGUCUUACUUUCUGUAGCCAGAGGCAAAGUUUCGGAGGGAAUUGAUUUUGAACACCAUUUCGGGAGAGCUGUGAUUAUGUUUGGUGUUCCUUAUGUCUACACUCAGAGCAGAAUCUUAAAGGCACGACUGGAAUAUCUCCGAGACAACUACCAGAUUCGCGAGAAUGACUUCUUAACAUUUGAUGCCAUGAGACAUGCAGCUCAGUGUGUUGGGAGAGUUCUUCGUGGUAAAACAGAUUAUGGAAUCAUGGUUUUUGGAGAUAAAGUAAAUAUGCUUUUGUUUUUUAUCUUUCCAAAUUAUUUCUUCCCUAAUGUGUAAAUGUACAAGAGGGUA